GUGCGUGCGUGCGUGCGCGCGCGCUCGCGAGGCGCUCUCGUUCCUGGGCUGUGGCGGCCUCUUCCUCCAGCGUCCCGGGCCCGCGGUGAGGGCUCCUGAGAGUCGGGCGCUGGCGUGGGCCUCCCCGCCGCCGCCGGCCCUCUGCCGGGGACUGGACUGGGCCGACCGGAGUGAGCCAACCGGCGGGAGCUUUCCUGCCUAUGGUCGGCCCCUGGGCACGCUGAGGGCCGGGCUCCAAGCGGCCGAGAAAAUGAUGCAUCCUGUUGCCGGCAGUAAUCCAGCGUUCUGUGGGCCUGGCAAGCCUUCCUGCCUCAGUGAAGAUGCCGUGAGAGCUGCUGGUCAGUUUGAUAUAUAUUCCUCCCAACAAAGCAAAUACGGUCACACAGUCGGCCACAAACCAUUGGUUUGUCAAAGGCAAGACCCAUUAAAUGAAACACACUUGCAGCCUACCAGUGGCAGAAACAUAGACAUAAAAGAUGAACUAAAGAAAAAGAAAAACCUCAAUCGAUCUGGUAAGCGCGGCCGGCCUUCGGGAACCACCAAGUCAGCAGGAUACCGGACCAGCACAGGCAGACCCCUGGGAACUACCAAAGCAGCUGGAUUUAAGACAAGUCCAGGCAGACCUUUGGGUACAACCAAAGCUGCAGGGUACAAGGUCAGCCCAGGGAGACCUCCAGGUAGCAUUAAAGCUCUGUCCCGGCUUGCAGACCUUGGCUAUGGCUGUGGUACUGCUGCCUUUCCUUACCCUAUGAUGCACAGCAGGGCAGUUCACGGGGUUCAGGAACCCGGAGGCGAAGUCAAGCCACCCAGUGAAUGAGCCAGGAGGCAGGACAGCACCUGUUAGGAGCAGACUGAGGCAUUCCAAACAAAGCUGCUUGGUUUAGUUUGACUUACUACCCGUACUUCCCAGUUUUGUUCUUGUUUGACCUCCCACUUCUUUUUCUUUCUUCUUUGCUCAGAAGUCACCACAUGUUGACAGAUGCACUUUGAGCAGGAGUAGUGCAUGGUUUCUAUAUUGUACAAGGCUCAGACAACACUCAGCUAAGUCAUUUUUGCUUUCUCUUUGGGCCAUUCUUAGUGGACACUUCACAGGCUAACCAGCUGCCUCAGUUGACUUUCAGUUGUGAGCAAACCAGUGUGUAAGGUUUACCUGAGGCAUUCUGAUGGGGCAGAACAGCAGCUAGUGAACAGACCAAAGGGCGUGGCCGUGUGAGUUAGAACUUCCAUGAAACAAGACAGCUGUUUGGAUACUUUGGAAUUUAAAACACAGUUUCUUGAUUCACAUGACAUUAGUUGACCAUUAUUCCUAAUGCGUUGUUUAAUACUUGCUUUGCAGAGAUUAUAGUUACAGGUAAUAUGUUUUUCAGUUGCAUAAGAGCAUAUACACCAAACACUACAAACAAUUCAGACUUACAGCAAAACCCUUAAAUACUUCCUGAACCUGCACAUUAUAUUAAUAUUCAAGAAAAAGAAACCUUAAGAUCUGCAUGUAACUAUAGUCAUCCUAUUUUGUCUUUCAUAUAUUUAGUGAAUUUCAAAGUAUUAUAUUUAAAACAUUUAUUUCUAUUACUUAUUUAGAAUGGCUUUUUAAUUUUUCUGAGUAAUUGUUAUUAUAUUGCAUUAGUACUUAACUGCAUUUUCAGGUUUAUAUCUACCAAAGGACACAAAUUAAGUGGUAGACUGCAAAACUGGUCUAAGAAAGGAGUUUCCUGGCUGUCAAGACCCAAAUGCCAAGAAAUGUAAGAACUCAGUGUGUGUGAACCCUGUAAAAGGAGUGCUGGUUAGUUUCUAAUGGCAUUGUGGCUCUAGAAAGACUGCUUUUCUAAAAGAAAUCUGUUCUCCCUAGUGAGGCUUGCUUUAAAAGCAAGAUAGAAAAGUAUUGGGCUCAUAGGUGUAGUUACAGAGGGAAAUCUUCAUUUCUGAAAUAUUUCUAGUUGAUAUACAUUUUAUUUAUUCUGAGUUUAUUCUAAAUAAAAUUUUAUGAACUUUAGAAUUGAAAAGCUUCACUGGGCAAUGGUGGUGCACACCUUUAAUCCCAGUACUCAGGAGGCAGAGG
This is a messenger RNA of Onychomys torridus (southern grasshopper mouse), 2056 nucleotides long. RefSeq names its product chromosome 5 C5orf24 homolog (gene C5H5orf24). The record is from RefSeq and is a predicted model, not a curated record. NCBI's taxonomy places the organism in Eukaryota, Metazoa, Chordata, Mammalia, Rodentia, Cricetidae. The transcript has 2 exons. The coding region runs from base 251 to 817 and encodes 188 amino acids.